UUUUAAACUUCAAACAUGAGUAGUAUUCUUGAAGAAAGCUUAGUGUACCAGUCCAAAGACCGUAUUAAAGAGCAUUUUGAAUCAUUCUCAAUAGAAGAAAACCAAGAGUCUAAAGAAGAGAAGAAAAACACUCUUUUUGGAAUUCUCCUCAUGGUCAUUUCAGGAGUCGCCAUUGGAGCCAUGAGCUUCUGCAUCAAACUUACUUACCAACAUUGAGAGGGAAUUAAAGCGUUUGAUAUCUUUUUGAUUAGGUCCCUAAUGCUUGCACCGUUUUGAUACUUCCAUGCUAAGAUACUCAAAGUCAACCUCAUUGAAAUUAGCAACAAAAGUGCAUCUCUUUUGGUUCUAAGGUGAAUAUUCGGGUUCUGAGGGAACAUCGCCUUGUUCGUGAGCAUCAACUAUGUGCCUGUGAGUGUGUCUCUAAUGAUUUUUAACGUGAAUCCGGUUUUCGUUACAAUCCUAGCAUACUUCUUCCUAAAGGAACAACUCACAGUCACCAAGUGAUUCUGAUGUGUGGGAGCAUUUGUUGGGAUUGUCAUUUUAGGUCUUGGAAGAACCUCACAUGACUCUGGUAAAGAUAUACAAGGAAAAGGUAUCAUAAUGUGAGUAAUGUCUGCUAUUUUUGGAAGCCUUGCAUAUACUACUUUAAGAAAGAUCAACACUGAGAUUCAUUACUUGUAUUCUCCAUAUUAUCUGUCUAUAUUUGGCUGUGUUUUAUGUACCCUUCUGUAUUUAUUUUUCGACGGCCUAAUUAAUCCUUCAUUGUACACAGCAAAAGCUAUGAUAUUCUGCAUAAUCUGUGGAGGGUUUUCAAUUGUGUUCCAAGUGCUCAUAAGCAUGGCCUACAGACAUUGAAAUGCUUCGACUGCAUCUCCAAUCACAUACAUGAACGUAAUCUUCAAUUUGUUCACAGAUACACUCUACUUCCACUACGAGUUCUACUGGACUGACCUGAUUGGAGGGAUUCUCACUACAGGCUGAGUGGUAUUUCCUGUGCUGAUGCUUAUUAUCAAGCAAUCACAAACCAAAAACUAAAUUUAAAGCCAAUCUCAAUCUUUGGA
This is a messenger RNA of Moneuplotes crassus, 1061 nucleotides long. The record is from the annotation of a GenBank genome assembly. NCBI's taxonomy places the organism in Eukaryota, Ciliophora, Spirotrichea, Euplotida, Euplotidae.